AUGGACGUCGAUGCUGAGAGUGGGAUGACAACCCCCGCGAAACAAAGUUUCAUUCUGUACUACAAAUGCGUGCGGGGUUCCACUACCCAAAUGCAGUCGCCUACAGUCAUCGUUCUUGGAUCUGUCGGCCGAUGGGCGACAGGAAUACUAGCUGCCAAAUCGAGUGACACGAGUUCUCGCCCAUGA
Molecule: messenger RNA, 186 nt
Organism: Parastagonospora nodorum SN15
Lineage: Eukaryota; Fungi; Ascomycota; Dothideomycetes; Pleosporales; Phaeosphaeriaceae
Exons: 2
Coding region: 1-186 (61 amino acids)
Source: RefSeq, a predicted model, not a curated record